UCGGUCCGGAGCUCGUCACAAAGGAGGCGCUCCGGUGAAGUUGUGCCCCGCGCAGAUGCAAGUUUAUGCGCGCUCGGAAAAUUCCCAGACGGUACAGAGGUGGAUCCUAUAUAAUUGCUCCAGUGGAAGCGGCGCGCUGUGAGAGGAGGCCCCAGCUGCACGAAAUGAAAUCUUUGUCGAGUGGACGAUUGUAGUUAAAAAGUUACUGCUGCUGGCAGAGAAGAGGCAGUUUUUCUUCAUUUUCAAUCAGACCGUUUUCUCAAGCAGCUGGUCUUUCAAUGUGGGAUACAGUUUUAGUGCUUUCGCCAGGCUGAAAUCCUCCAGGGUCAGGACCUCACUCAUGGCAGCUUUGCUCCUUGGGCUGCUGCUUUUUGCAAUUCAGUCCCCCCCAAUCCCCUCCAGACCAGUGGCUGAUGGGGGUCCACCUUUACCUCCAACCUCAUCACCUGCUGACAACGGGACCACCAGCCACCCGAAUGGGACACUCCAGCAACUUCCCCACAUUAUAAUCAUUGGUGUGAGGAAGGAGAACCGGGCGUUGAUUGAGAUGCUCAGCCUGCACAGCUCAGUGGCAGCAGCUCAGAACGAGGCACUUCUUGACUGGGAGAGCCACUUUCAGAGGGGCUUGCCUUGGUAUCUCAGCCAGAUGCCGUACGCUUUCCCUGACCAGGUGACUGUUGAGAAGACGCCGGCCUACUUCACCUCCAGCAUCCCUAAACGCAUUCAUCAGAUGAACCCUGACAUCAAGCUGCUGCUCAUUCAAGACCCCACAGAGCGGGUGCUCUCGGACUACCAGGUCUUUUACAACCGUCUCCAGAAACACAAGCGCUACCAGCCCAUUGAAUCCGUGCUGGUGAAGGACGGUGAGAUCAAUCUGGGAUACAAGGCUCUCAAUCGCAGUCUUUACUAUGUCCACAUGCAAAACUGGCUACAGUACUUCCCACUGGAGAGCAUUCAUAUCGUGGAUGGGGACGAGUUGAUCAGAGACCCCUUCCCUGAGAUGAUAAAGGUGGAAAGGUUCUUAAAGCUGGAAUCGCAAAUAAACGCUUCAAAUUUUUACUUCAAUAAAACUAAAGGAUUCUACUGUUUGAGAGACCACGGGCGAGAGAGGUGUUUACAUGAUUCAAAAGGCAGGGCUCACCCUCAUGUGGCUCCUGCCAUCCUGCAAAAACUCUACCAGUUCUUUCACGAACCCAACAAGAAGUUCUUUGAGCUGGUGGGUCGAACAUUCAACUGGAAAUGAACGUCAGAGUAGUUUGUUAGUAGCUUCUUGGGGGAUAAUCUCCUUAAAUUGUGUGGGGUUUUUUCCCCCUCACUAACAAUGUAGACAGAGAGUCAAAGCUAAUGUAAAUUAAAGUAAAUCUAUUUUUGUACUAGUGUGUUUGCUACAGGAGAAUGAUCCAGCCAAAUAUCAGGGCAGACUGCAUUUUAUGACAUGCUGUUAGUGCGUGUCUUGUUUUUUCUUUCUUAAACACAUUCUCUGUAUUUCUGUGCUGUUACACACUUCACACUGCUGUUCAGCUCCUCUGAUCAAAGCAGAUGACUUAUUAUGACACUGAUAAUGACAUUCAGACUGUAGACUGUGAUAAUGUGUUACAUCAAGAUUAGUACUGAGCAGUUUAAUAUUAGUCAUACCCUCUUGUUUCAUUUCAUAUGACAUUAUUAACAUCUAACUGCAUUUUUAGUGCUCUGAGGACCUUACCUGCUGCUAUGUUUUUUUUUUUGUUUUUUUUUCCCCAGUCACUUUGAGGCAUACGCCACACUGAAUAUGUAUUUGUUCUUUGUUACUCAAGAUUUUCUUCAUGUAAGAGUCAAAUAUAUAAAUGCUGUAUGCACAUCCUAUAUUGCUGAUUAUUACUGUAAUUGUUUUUUUUUAAGUGA
This is a messenger RNA of Archocentrus centrarchus (flier cichlid), 1881 nucleotides long. RefSeq names its product heparan sulfate (glucosamine) 3-O-sulfotransferase 1 (gene hs3st1). NCBI's taxonomy places the organism in Eukaryota, Metazoa, Chordata, Actinopteri, Cichliformes, Cichlidae. The record is from RefSeq and is a predicted model, not a curated record. Gene Ontology annotation, molecular function: [heparan sulfate]-glucosamine 3-sulfotransferase activity.